This is a messenger RNA of Aspergillus alliaceus, 1175 nucleotides long. RefSeq names its product Yip1 family protein. NCBI's taxonomy places the organism in Eukaryota, Fungi, Ascomycota, Eurotiomycetes, Eurotiales, Aspergillaceae. The transcript has 4 exons. Gene Ontology annotation, molecular function: small GTPase binding. The record is from RefSeq and is a predicted model, not a curated record. Gene Ontology annotation, biological process: vesicle-mediated transport. Bases 44 to 937 code for a protein of 297 amino acids. Gene Ontology annotation, cellular component: Golgi apparatus; membrane.
GAUACCACCAACAGCUCUCUGAAGAUAUCACAAACAGCCCAACAUGGCGAACCGGGGCUAUGACGUGAUAGUAGAUGCCGACACUGAGGGCGACCUCGGUCAUACUGACCUUCAGGAGGACCUUGAGUUCCACCCGUCAAAUUUUGAAAAUGAUCAACGCAAUGCCAAAGCGCAACAGGAUUCGGCACCUUUUCUCGGCGGAGGUUCUUCCCGCGGUCGUGACAGGUCACCUGGCGGCACCCCUUCCAAAGUCACCUGGUGGUCGAUCCACUAUUACUCGCGAUUCUUUGAUGUCGACACGAAUGAGGUCCUGAGACGCUGCGUUGCGGCAGUGUACCCGCGCAGUAACUUCCUCGAUGUCCUUGAAGGCAACGCUGACCUGUACGGCCCAUUCUGGAUCGCCACGACCGUGGUUGUGAUCCUUUUCCUAACUGGUACUAUCUCGCAAUGGCUCUCGAACAACGAUGAGGAGCAUUUCGCGUACGAUUUCACGCUCCUCUCCGGGGCCGCGGGUCUGGUCUACGGGUAUACAUUCGUUCUACCAAUCGCCCUGUGGGGUGCACUGCGUUGGUUUGGUAGCUCCACGGCGGACUUGAUUGAGUGCUGGGCAUUGUAUGGAUACUCAAAUUUGGUUUGGAUUGCGGUUGCUCUGGUGAGCUGGAGCCCUCUGACAGCCCUUAACUGGGCACUUGUUGGAGUUGGCUUUGGCUGGACCGUCUUCUUCCUGCUACGUAAUCUGUAUCCUGUCUUGAGUGCUACGGAAGCCAAGGCUAGCAAGGCUCUGCUGAUUCUGGUCGUUUUGCUCCAUGCGGGUUUUGCUAUCGCGAUUAAGAUCCUGUUCUUUGCGCAUGGAAGCCCAGUUUCCAAGAAAAACAAGGAUGACCAUGAGAAGGACCAUGACGACAAGCAUGAUGAUGACGGCAAACGACGCGUGUAGAGGGCUCGGCCGAUGCUCUCAAUUUCAAACCCUCUAGGACCCGCUAGAUGACUUUCAUGACUCUGCUCAGGCAGUAGAGCCAGUUCCAGACUAUGUUUGACAUUGUUUUCAUUUCUACGCUCGGUGGCUGUUCACGUAUUUCAAAACUGUACCUAUCACAACAAGGGAUCAUGAGCGAAAAUUGAAUUUUACAAUUGUUUUGAUUGCAACUUGAUCCGAGAGGAGUCAACUAUUAGCA